Messenger RNA from Aspergillus clavatus NRRL 1, 822 nucleotides. Its product is annotated as glycoside hydrolase family 11 protein. Lineage: Eukaryota; Fungi; Ascomycota; Eurotiomycetes; Eurotiales; Aspergillaceae. The record is from RefSeq and is a predicted model, not a curated record. Gene Ontology annotation, biological process: xylan catabolic process. The transcript is spliced from 2 exons. Gene Ontology annotation, molecular function: hydrolase activity, hydrolyzing O-glycosyl compounds. Bases 1 to 822 code for a protein of 273 amino acids.
AUGGGCAAUGACUUUCACCAGCUCCCGUCUCAAACAGUCCCAGUUCCUCAUCGGCUGAAUGCUGGAAUCUUCACAUAUAAAAGGACGGUCGAGGUCGGCUCCCUUGCCCCUCACUCCUUCAUCAUCAUCACAAUCCACCACCAGUCCUCCAAGAAAAUGGUCUCCUUCUCGUCUCUCGCUCUUGCUCUCUCCACCGUCGUCGGGGUGCUGGCCGCUCCCGGCUCUGAGAAGUACGUUGAGCUGGCCAAGCACCAGCUCACCCACUCCCAGACAGGCACCAAGAACGGCUAUUACUACUCCUUCUGGACCGACAACCGGGGCCAGGUCUCCUACACCAAUGGCAAGGGCGGCCAGUACAGCGUCAACUGGAAGGACUGCGGAAACUUUGUCGCCGGCAAAGGCUGGAAUCCCGCCAGCGCCAAGACCGUCACUUACAGCGGCAACUGGAAGCCCAGCGGCAACAGCUACGUCUCCGUGUACGGCUGGACCCAGAACCCGCUGAUCGAGUUCUACAUCGUCGAAAGCUUCGGCUCGUACAACCCGUCCACGGGCGCGACCGAGCUCGGCACCGUCGAGAGUGACGGGGGAACCUACAAGAUCUACAAGACCAAGCGGGUCGAUGCGCCGUCCAUCGAGGGCAAGAAGACCUUUGAUCAGUUCUGGUCCGUGCGGACUUCUCACCGUGUGGGUGGCACGGUCACCACGAAGAACCACUUCAAUGCCUGGGCUAAGUCGGGCCUGAAGCUGGGCACCUUCAACUAUAUGAUUCUGGCUACUGAGGGAUACCACAGCAGCGGGUCUGCUACCAUGACUGUUAGUUAG